ACCAGGAAGGAAAGGAAGAAAGUCGCUUGGGAAAAGGGGAGGGGGAAGGGAGCUACGGGGCACCCAUGGAGGAGGCGUGGCCGCCCCCCGUCUCGUCUUCAACUGCGCCUGGCCCGCAAUAACAAUCCCUACCUUUUGGGGUGGGGCCAAGCGGAAGGAACAGUGGGAAACUCUCUGUGGCGCAUUGGGGAGGGGUGGUAGACCAUAAUCACCAUGUUUCUUCGACUCUUGGCUGAUGUCCGGUGGCAAAGAGGCAACCCAGGAUGGAGGAGUGUGGCUGGCUCCCGUCGCAGUAGUACAAAUACGGCAGAACAUCACCAAGUACCUCUUCCAACUCAUGCACAGGUGGUCAUCUGUGGAGGUGGAAUCAUGGGCACGUCGGUGGCAUAUCACCUCUCCAAACUAGGAUGGAAGGAUAUUGUUUUGUUGGAGCAGGGCAGGCUGGCUGCCGGUUCCACCAGGUUCUGCGCAGGCAUCGUGAGCACCGCGCGGCAUCUGUCCAUCGAGCUCAAGAUGGCCGACUACUCGAACAAGCUGUAUCAGCAACUCGAGCAAGAGACCGGCGUAAAAACUGGCUACGUGAGGACUGGCUCUAUCUCGCUGGCUCAGACGCAGGAUCGGCUGAUCUCCCUGAAGCGCAUUGCCUCGCAGCUCAAGAUCAUGGGGAUCCCAUGUGAGCUCAUCCCACCAAAGAAAGUGGCACAGCUUCACCCGCUCAUCAACAUCCACGACCUGGUGGGGGCCAUGUACGUGCCGGAGGACGCUGUCGUAUCGUCUGCUGAUGUGAGCCUUGCUUUGUCACGGGCUGCCUCUGCGAACGGGGUCCAGAUCCACGAACGGACAAGUGUCAUCCACAUUGUGGGCCAGAAGGGCUGUGUGGCUGGAGUGGAAACCGACAGAGGAUCAAUUGAGUGCCAGUAUUUUGUGAACUGUGCUGGUCAGUGGGCUUAUGAGCUGGGUCUUUCCAAUGAGGAGCCCGUCAGCAUCCCGCUGCAUGCCUGCGAGCACUUCUACCUCCUGACGCGCCCUUUCAAGUCACCCUUGGAGAGCAACAUGCCAACUAUCGUGGACCCUGAUGGGAGGAUUUACAUUCGCAGCUGGCAGGGGGGCAUCCUCUCCGGGGGUUUUGAGAAGAACCCCAAGCCUAUCUUCACGGAGGGCCGGAACCAGCUUGAGAUUAAUAAUUUACAAGAAGACUGGGACCAUUUUGAGCCCCUGCUGAGCGGCCUUCUUCGGAGGAUGCCAGGACUAGAGGCCCUGGAGAUCGUGCAGCUGGUGAAUUGCCCCGAAUCCUUUACUCCAGACAUACGAUGCAUCAUGGGAGAAUCCCCGAACGUGCAGGGUUACUUUGUCCUGGCUGGGAUGAACUCCGCUGGGACGUCUUUUGGUGGGGGAGCAGGCAAGUACCUGGCUGAAUGGAUGGUGAAUGGCUACCCUUCCGACAACGUGUGGCCCUUGGACCUGAAGCGCUUUGGUGCCUUGCAGAGCAGCCGUACCUUCCUCCGUCACCGUGUCAUGGAAGUAAUGCCCCUGAUCUAUGACCUGAAAGUUCCGCGUUGGGAUUUCCAGACUGGCAGGCAGCUUCGCACGUCACCCCUCUACGACCGGCUGGAUGCGCAAGGAGCUCGGUGGAUGGAAAAGCAUGGGUUCGAGAGGGCCAAGUACUUUGUGCCACCUGGGAAAGAUUUGCUGGCCCUGGAUCAGAGCAAGACUUUCUACAAGCCAGACUGGUUUGACAUCGUGGGGGCAGAGGUCAAGUGCUGCAAGGAAGCCGUGUGCGUCAUCGAUAUGUCCUCAUUCACCAAGUUUGAAAUCAGCUCCACAGGGGGCCAGGCCCUGGAGGUUCUGCAAUAUCUCUUCUCCAAUGACCUAGACGUACCUGUUGGACACAUUGUGCACACAGGGAUGCUCAAUCACAAAGGAGGGUACGAGAACGACUGCAGCAUCGUGCGCCUGAACAAACGCAGCUUCUUCAUGAUCUCCCCCACUGACCAGCAAGUUCAUUGCUGGGCCUGGCUGAAGAAACACAUGCCGGAGGACAGCAACCUGCUUUUGGAAGAUGUGACCUGGAAAUAUACAGCUCUGAAUUUGAUUGGCCCACGUGCUGGAGACGUCCUCUCGGAACUCUCGUAUGCACCAAUGAGUCCAGAUCAUUUUCCUUCCCUCUUUUGCAAGGAGAUGAGCGUGGGUUACGCCAACGGCAUCCGCGUCAUGAGCAUGACACACACGGGGGAGCCAGGAUUCAUGCUGUACAUCCCCAUUGAGUAUGCUUUGCACGUGUACAACGAAGUGAUGAGCGUGGGACAAAAGUACGGGAUCCGGAACUCUGGCUAUUACGCCCUCCGCAGCUUGCGCAUCGAGAAGUUCUUCGCCUUCUGGGGCCAAGACCUGGACGCUUUCACCACUCCCUUAGAAUGUGGACGCGAGUUCCGGGUGAAACUCGAGAAGGGCACCGACUUCAUUGGGCGGGAAGCACUGAUGCGCCAGAAGCAGGAAGGGGUCUACAAGCGCUUCACCAUGUUCAUCCUCGAUGAUCACGACACAGACCUGGACCUGUGGCCCUGGUGGGGGGAGCCCAUCUACCGGAACGGACUCUAUGUGGGCCAGACCACCAGCAGCGCCUACAGUUACACCCUCGAGCGGCACGUCUGCCUGGGUUUUGUGCACAACCCAGACCCUGAAACUGGCGAGGAGCAGCUUGUGACGACCGACUUCGUCAACCGGGGCGAGUAUGAGAUUGAGAUUGCCGGACAGCGUUUCCAGGCCAAGGCGAAGCUCUACCCUUUCAGCUCUCUUUUCACGCCACGCCGGCGCAAGGACGAAAUGGAGUUCAGUGGCUACCAAGGGAAGUGAGACCCUGCCGAGUUCGGACUCUGGACUUUGUUUAGCCUCCUAGGUCUGUUACAUUUUUGUACGUUUUAAAGAAAUAACUUUCCCUUUCCUCUUCUUAAUGUACACUCCUGUCUUUCUGUCCCUCCCCAUCUUCCUGCCUUUGCCGCAACCUCUGAGCUCCUCCCAAGUCUGUGGGUUGGUGAACCAGCUUCCACUUAUGGGAUGUGGACUCUCGCGUACCCGAAUGGACCCUGAGCACUCAGGCUGCAUCCUGGAGCUCUCUCUUUCAUUGUGGCGCUGCAGAGCCCGCUAACCUGCCGGGCAGAAACAGUUGGCAGCCGCUCCCCACCACAUCCCUGCCGUUCAUAGUUUACCACUUACGCUCUUCUUGUCAAAGCUGUGAGGAAAUUAGGAACAUUUUGUCAAUAACAGGAGAGAGUGUUCCACGCCGUCUGUUCCUGGGGAGGUUCCGACUUGGUAACGUCCAUCUCAGCCCCCUCUCCAGGCGGGAUGGGAAGUUGAGAGGAUAAAUGUCUUACAGAAUAUUUGGGCUCUUCGCAGUGGAACUACCUGGUGGUGGGACGGAGUGCGUUUUCCCCCCCCCACCUUUCCCCCUGGUGUCCGUUUGAUUGCGUGGUUGCAGUGAAUGAUGGUUUUGCUGUGCCCAGAAUCCUCCCCUGCAGCCAAAUUUUUCCUCUCUCCCUUUUCUUAGCUUUGCCUGAAUUAGGUCUCAGGGUGUUUGUGCAGCAUGUUAGAUCUCAGGGAGGGGUUCGCUUUGAGGGCUGCAUCUCUUGGCAGUUUGGAGGUUGGCAUUGAACCCCUGCACCUGUGGCUGCAGGUGGCUUGCUGCUUAUGUUGUUCCCUUUUCCGUGGGCCUUGUCCGUCCUCCCGUCCUCCCUCCCUCCCUCCCUCCCUCCCUCCCUCCCUCCCUCCCUCCCUUCCUUCCUUCCUUCCUUCCUUCCU
This is a messenger RNA of Sphaerodactylus townsendi, 3795 nucleotides long. RefSeq names its product pyruvate dehydrogenase phosphatase regulatory subunit (gene PDPR). The transcript has 18 exons. The record is from RefSeq and is a predicted model, not a curated record. Lineage: Eukaryota; Metazoa; Chordata; Lepidosauria; Squamata; Sphaerodactylidae. Gene Ontology annotation, cellular component: mitochondrion; cytoplasm; mitochondrial matrix. Gene Ontology annotation, molecular function: protein binding; oxidoreductase activity. Bases 214 to 2853 code for a protein of 879 amino acids.